Thermothielavioides terrestris NRRL 8126 is the source of this 948-nucleotide messenger RNA. RefSeq lists its product as uncharacterized. The record is from RefSeq and is a predicted model, not a curated record. Gene Ontology annotation, biological process: attachment of mitotic spindle microtubules to kinetochore; protein localization to kinetochore; kinetochore assembly. The transcript has a single exon. Gene Ontology annotation, cellular component: kinetochore. Bases 1 to 948 code for a protein of 315 amino acids. Lineage: Eukaryota; Fungi; Ascomycota; Sordariomycetes; Sordariales; Chaetomiaceae.
AUGCGCCGCGCAAACCAGCCGGCCAAGGCCUACCGCGCGCUCGAGGAGCCUCAGUCGACCCCGGGCCAUGAGUACACCAUCCUCAAGAUCAGCGAACCCAUUUACUCGGCCGUAUCAUCCUCCCACGAAAAGGACAACAACAACAACAGGAACAACAAUGAUAAGAAUAAGAACAAUGGCACUGCCGAAAACGCCGCAUCGCGCACCUCGGACGUCUCGACCGCCUCGCUCGACGCUCCGACGCCAGCCUCCCUCGAGGCCGACCUGGCCCACUACAAGGAGCUCUUCGCCAAGCUGCGCUUCUCCUACGUCGAGCAGGUUACCAAGGAGAAGUUCAUCCGGGCCAUCAUCGGCGACCCGCCGCUGAUCGUCUCCCCCCAGGAGAACGCCGAGCUCGAGGCGAGCAACGCGGCCGCCAAGGCCGCGCUCAAGGCCCUCAAGGCCGAGGUCGCCGCCAUGGUGGCCGACCUCGAGUCCCGCGGCCGCGACCUGGCGCGGCGCUACGAGGAGGUGCGCGCCGGCGCCGCGCUGGCCGCGGAGCUGCCGGGCAAGAUCGCCGCGCUGGAGGAGAAGGUCGCGGCCCUGCGCGCGGCGCAGCAGCUGCAGCUGCGGCUCGGCGGGGCGGAGGACGCCCGGCCCGAGAUGAACUUGCCGCUGGGGAAGACGCUGGCGCUGGUGGAGGAGCGGAGGCGGGAGCUGGCGAGGGUGGAGAGGCAGCUGGAGGUGCUGGGCGGCCAGGUGCCGAGGAAGAGGAAGGAGGUGGAGCGGCUGCGGGCGGAGGUGGCCGCGCUGGAGAACAGGAAGGCGAAUAGCGCGGCCGCGGCGAGGGAGGCUAAGAGGAGGAGGGAGAACGCGCAGGGUGGCGUCGAGGAUGAGCUCGAGGCGAGAGGGAGGUGGUACAGAGCUUCGGGGAUGGCGUUACGGCAGAUCUUGGAUCUGCAAGAGUGA